This is a messenger RNA of Parasteatoda tepidariorum (common house spider), 7972 nucleotides long. RefSeq lists its product as uncharacterized. The record is from RefSeq and is a predicted model, not a curated record. Lineage: Eukaryota; Metazoa; Arthropoda; Arachnida; Araneae; Theridiidae.
CGCUUCGCAAAGAUACACUGUAGCAAACGGAAUUAUAGCUGCCAUAGUUCGAUUUACAAGCAAUGGGUAGCUAAAAUUUAAAGGAAAUAUAUUAGGGGGGAGGAGGGUGUCAUUACGAUGCACAGAGUUUCGACCUGUUUUUCUAAUCUAAGCUUCUAGGGAAAAUUUUGAAGAUCAAAAACAUAAAUUCGAUGAAAAAUGAAUGACAUGUUUACCAAGCUGAAGAUAUUAAUCUUCUUGAAAAGUGGCAAAGAGCAAUUCCUCGUGCAGAUAGGAUGCUUAAGUUCACUGAUCAUGUUUGUGCUUUGCAUUUUGGUGAAGAUGAUAUUGAGAUCCAUUAUACAGUUACAUUACCCAUUAUCAAGUUACAUUCAUGUGGUUUGGAAGCAAGAAAGGGAACGGCCUAGAUUGAAACCUUCUGCCACUCCUUCUAAAUUCCCAAAUUGCUGGCUAUGUUGUCAGAGAGGCAGAAAAGUUUUCUAAUUGCCAUACUUGUUUAGACAGCCUAGUUUUUCAAAAUGUUAAUCCUUCCUAUGCUGAAUUGAUAAAAUUAAAGUCUAAUGUUGUUAAAGUAUCGUACAGAAAAGAAUUUACAGAACGAAAUUCGGAAAAAACUGAAAGUAUGUGAAUAGGUCGGUGAUCAGAUGCCAGAUUGCAAAUAAGAAGGUGAGGUAUUAGUGCAAGAUGAUAAGAAGUGGGACAGUGUUUGGAACACAGAUGAAAUUCGAAAAAAUAGUGCUAACUGGACUCUUGCUGGAGAUGUUGGGUUAUAAAACUUGCUGAAUGAAAUCUCCCAAAACAUUAUAUCUAGAACACAUGAGGUACAAAAUGUUGUGGACUCCUUAAUUCACAACACAAAGGAGAAGGUGGUGCCCAGCGAGUUGGUUCCUGCCUUUGGCAAUAAUCAGCAAUAAUUUCUGCAUCAGUCUGAUCAUUCUUUUGUCGUACAAGUUUACUCCUUGCAUAAGAUUUUAUGCAAUGAGGAUUUACUACACUAACAAAAUGUCCAGCAUUGCGUAUAAAUUCAGCUAAAGCUUCACUGUAGCAACCAGUGGAUUCCAUACAUGCCUUUACUUCUUCUAUGUUAUGCUUUUGUAGAAAACUCAGCAGACCUUGAAAUCCAUGAUCAUCAUUUUUAAGACUCCUUUUUCUAGUUUCAUGUUCCCUUUUUUACUUAUAAUUGUGAGAAAGGCAUCAAAGCGAUCUUUCGAUACGUCUAUGCCUAAAAAGUUGUUGAUCAUAUAUAACUCCAUACAUUACCAUUUAAAGUGAAAAGUAAGGCUAGUCUUGUGAAUACAGAAUUAGAACCAUUUAGGUCUUUCUACGAUACCGUUCAGCCUAUACUUUUGAGAAGGGAGCUCUUAUCUUUUUUACAGAUUUUAUAUCUAAGUACGCACUCAGAGUUCCUCCCUUCUCCAUCUAACGCUUAAGCUUAAAACAUUAGAUGCUUUCUUCGAGAUACAAAUACCUAUAUUUGAGAGAACAAUUUAAAUAAAAGUGGCAUUUUAAAUAUAAAAAAGCAAAAUUGUUGCAACGAAGCUAAGCAAAUUAGUUUAUAUCUAAAUGUGGCAAAAAUAGGCUAAUAUAACUGACUUUGCUGUAUAGUAGAAUUAUUAUAAAGAAAAGUUCGAACGUAUUAUUUGGUAGACCAACACGUUCCAAAAAAAACUUGUUCUCACGGUUAUUAUUUUCAAUUAAACAAAAGUGACCAUAUUAUUAAUUUAAUGAUAGAAAGUAUUGAAAUAUAUACCUAUUGAAAUAAUGUUAUUAGUCAUAAAAAAAAACAACUUUACUUUGCUGAUUUUUAUGGCUACCAUAUGAAUAGUUUAAUAUAGUGAGUCGAUAUGUUAGCAGGGAGUAAAAAGUCCGGUAAAUCACCUAAUGAAAUCUUGAAUCGAGAUAGUGAGAGCACUCUAAAAAAGUCAGAUUUUGUUGCUAGAAACCCUAUUUCCAUUUUUAGUCUGAUAAAAAAUGCAAAGGAUGAAGAGGGGAAAAAGAAGCUUAAUCAACUUUUGCAGACACUAAGGAAGAAAUUGCCUGAGGGCUUUAAGAUAGGAGCUGCUGUAGGCGAAGGGGAUUGUUUCUUUGAUUCCGUAGCUCAAGGAUUGAACGAGCUAAAAGAUAAAGGUCUGAUUGCAGAUAGUAAAAGAUUUAGUGUAAAGUCUUUGCGGGAAAAUUGUAAGCAAUAUGCACUACAAGCUAAUCAAUCAAGAAAAGAUUCAUGGUUGGGUAAUGCUCUAGAAGGAGAAGGUGGAAAGUUUUGUGAAUAUAUUCCGCUUAUUGAAUUUACUGCAGAAGACAUUGAAAAUGCAAGUUCUGGUUCGGAAAUAAAAAUUCUAAAGUUGGAAAAUGCUAUAUGGGGUAGACCUAAAGUUGAAGGAAAAAUGAUAUGCGAAAAGCAUAGCGUAAAAAUUAGGAUUAUAAAAUUGAGAGAUGAAGAGAUAGAUAGAUUACAUGUUACUAAAGGUAAGGUAGGUACAGGUAAUAAUAUUAUUUAUAUACUGAAUUACAGGAACCAUUUUGUACCACUUCUUAGUAGUAUUGAAAAAGAUAUAAAGAGAACCAUAAAAGUUUCUAGAGAGGAAGCUUACGGUAAUGUGGUAGGUUCAAAUUCAAACAAUAUUUCUCAAUCUUGCAUUUAUACACCAUUACAAGAUAUUGAAAAUUCCUCUCACGGGCAAAGCGAUCAUUCAAGGAGUAUGGGUAGAAAACGUGGGCGUUCUGUUACAGACAAAGAUGGUACAGUAUCGAAGAGGCUGCGCAUGGAUGUAAAUGUUACUAGUAAUGAAGAUUCAGAGUUUCCUAGUGCUUUACAAUAUGAAUCUGGAUAUGAUGAUCAUGCUUAUCAAGCUAGUCGAUGCAUUCCUCAUCAUUUGAUUGAACUUAUGUAUCAAUUAAACUUGUUGGUGCUUUGCUCACUUAGAAAGUCUAUGUAUGAACAUAAGUACCCUUCAUUGUCAUUAGCGUUUGGAGAUUCUGAGAUUGAUAAAUUUAGUAAUAUUGUUCUCCGUUAUGAGGGGAAGUCUACUCAUAUACAAGUUAAAAAUGUGGAUAAUUAUAUAGAUAGUAAUAUCAGCUAUGCUAGGUUAUUUAAUAAAGAAAGACGAAGCUCUUCUAUUAAUAGUUACUUUGAUAGUUUUGUUAAACAUCUAAUCUCUAAGUCAGAUAGUUUAUGUAAUGUGGAAUAUCUUACUGUCUAUACCAAUUCAGGCUUGGAUCUUACAGAAGAAAAGGAAUUAAAACAAGGACGAUCCAAAAACUUUUAUCCUUUUAAAUUUUAUAGCAUAAAUAUAGAGGAAUAUGGCAUUCUAAAAAACUUUUUAUUUACAAGUAAUAACAUACAAGGGCAUGGGUUUUAUCAGUUUUCACAAGAUAAAACAACAAGAGAAGAACUCUUAAAGCAAUUAAAAUUCUCUCCUGCCGUGCAGAAAGUAAUAAAAAAAAGAGAGCUUUCUCUUGGAUUUGAAAAAGAAAUAAAAGAAGCGUUUUUAGAUAAAUUAGUAUUUGCAGUUAAUCAGCCUAAUAGAGAAGAGCUGAACAGCAUUAUUAAAAGUGAAAUGAAAAAAAAUAGUGAAGUUCGAGACAAUUAUAUAACAUUACAAGAAAGAAUAUUAAGUAAUUUAGAAGAGCAUAAAAAACUUGGAAACUAUAUAUCUGGAAUUAUAUAUGAAUUCAAUUUAUUAAUGCUUUUUUUGCACGACAUGUUCUUGCAUAAAAAUAUGUUUUCCAUAAAUUUUGAAGGAAAAAGCCGUGAUAUAUCUAAUUAUAUUACUAUCAAUUAUAAAGGUAGAACUACUUACUUAAAGGCUCAUUACGCAGAUAGUAAUAUUGAUUAUAAUCAGUUAUUUCCCUCCAGACAACAGAAUAAUACAUUUUCUAUUAAUAAGCUUUUUACUCUUUUUGUUGAAAAAUUAGGAAAAGCUAUAAAAUUUUUUAUUAUCUAUACUAAUAGAGGUUUAGAUCUUACAGAAGAAAGGGAAUUAAAACAAGGACAAUCUAAAGGCUUUCAUCCUUUGAAAUUUGAUAUUAUGGAUAUUCGAAAGAGGAAGUAUAAAAUUUUAAGAGAUUGUUCAUGUAUAGAUGGGAAUGGUCUUUAUCAAUUUGCACAAGAAGAAACAACAAGACAAAAGCUUUUAAGUCUAUUAAAGCUUCCACCUUCUUUACAGAAAGAAAAAGGAGGAGUUUCUGAUGAGAAUGAAAAAGAAAUAAAAGAGAAAUUUUUAGAUAAAUUAGUAUUCGUGGUCCACCAGCCUAAUAGGGAAAAGUUGAAUAGUGUUAUUAGAGGUAAGAUAGAUAAUCAGUCUAAUAAUACAUAUAAUUGCGAAGAGUUACAUGAAAUAGCAUUACGUUGGUUAGAGUCUCAUGAACUUGGUCCUGUCAGAAAGGGAAUAAUGGAAAAGCUUUUGGAAGAUAUCAAAAAUAAUAGAUCUAGUUAUCAGGAGAUUCAAAAUAAAGAUAUUAAUGAGGAAUUUAAAUUUGCUAAAAGUGUGGUUGGCAGAGAAGGAACGUCUAUGUUUUAUCAGUUCUUGGGUUUUUUAGUGAAAGGAGAAGGAAGGAAGUGUCUGGAAGUUCUGAAAAGAAAAGGAAUAAACCUAUCUACUGUGUCCAGUAUUUUGCAUGGAGCAGGGGAUAGUGCUGUAAAAGCUUUUAAAGACUUAUAUGACUUUUUGUUUGAUGAAGUAGGAAAUAAAAUGCAAUACUUGAAAACUCUUGAAGAAGAAGGAAUAAAUCUAGCUAAUAUAUCAAGCAUUUUGCAUGGAGCAAGAGCUAAUGCUGCAAAAGCGUUUAAGGACUUAUAUGAUCUUUGGUUUGAUCAGAACGGAAAAAAAACAAAAUGUUUAAUAAAACUAGAAGAAAAUGGAGUAGGUCUAGUUCGUGUGUCCAGUAUUUUAAGUGGAGCAGGGACUAGUGCUGCAAAAGCUUUUAAAGAUUUAUAUCACCUUUGGUUUGAUAAAAAAGGAAAUAGAACACAAUAUUUAAAAACUCUUGGAAAAGAAGGAAUAAAUCUAUCUAAUAUGUCCAGUGUUCUAGGUGGAGCAGGAACUAAUGCUCCUAAAGCUUUUAAAGAUUUAUAUGAUCUUUGGUUUGAUGAGCAAGGAAAUAAAAAACAAUAUUUAAAAACUCUAGAAGAAAAAGGAAUAAAUCUAUCUAAUAUGUCCAGUAUCUUGCACCGCGCAGGAGCUAAUGCUGCAGAAGCCUUUAAAGACUUAUAUGCUCUUUGGUUUGAUGAGCAAGGAAAUAAAAAACAAUAUUUAAAAACUCUAGAGAAAGAAGGAAUAAAUCUAUCUAAUGUGUCCAGCAUUCUAGGUGGAGCAGGAGCUAAUGCUGCAAAAGCUUUUAAAGACUUAUAUGAUCUUUGGUUUGAUCAGAACGGAAAAAAAGCAAAAUAUUUAAUAAAACUAGAAGAAAAUGGAGUAGGUCUAGUUCGUGUGUCCAGUAUUUUAAGUGGAGCAGGAAUUAGUGCUUCUAAAGCUUUUAAAGAUUUAUAUAAUCUUUGGUUUAAUAAGAAAGGAAAUAGAACACAAUAUUUAAAAACUCUGGAGAAGGAAAGAAUAAAUCUAUUAACUGUAUCCAGUAUCUUAAGUGGAGCAGGAACUAGUGCUUCUAAAGCUUUUAAAGACUUACAUGACUUUUGGUUCGAUAAGCAAGGAAAUAAAACUCAAUAUUUAAAAACUCUAGAAGAAAAAGGUACAAAUUUAUCUACUGUAUCUAGUAUUUUACAUGGAGCAGGAACUAGUGCUUCUAAGGCUUUUAAAGAUUUAUAUAACCUUUGGUUUGAUGAAAAAGGAAAUAGAACACAAUAUUUAAAAACUCUAGAGAAAGAAGGAAUAAAUCUAGCUAAUAUGUCCACUAUUCUAGGUGGAGCAGGAGCUAAUGCUGCAAAAGCUUUUAAAGAUUUAUAUGAUCUUUGGUUUGAUGAGCAAGGAAAUAAAAAGCAGUAUUUAAAACAUUUUACUGAGAAAAAAGAUAGGGAAAAAACUUUUACGAUGUAUAACUUAUCCAGCAUUUUAGGUGGAGUAGGAGCUAGUGCUAAAGAUGCUUUUGAAAAAUUGCAUAAUGUUUGUUUUAAUGACGAAGGAAAAAGAACAGAACUUUUAGAUGAUUUCUAUGAGGCAGGUUUUGAACCAAGUAACUUAUCCUGUAUGUUAUGUAAAGCAGGAGUUCAUACUUCUUCCAUCUUAAAAAGAUUGCAUAGCGUUUGUUUUAAUGACGAAGGAAAAAGAGCAAAACUUUUAGAUGACUUCUAUACUGUAGGUUUUAGGCCAUGUGAUUUGUGCAGUAUAAUAAGUGGAGCAGCGGAUAGUUUAGAAAAUUUUCAUGAUUUUUGUUUUAUAGGGGAAACAAAAAAGUAUUUAAACCAUUUUUUAAAUGAGGAACAAGGUUUUACUCUGAGCAAUUUAUGUAAUAUAUUGCAUGGAGUAAGAGCUAAUAUUUGUUCUGCUUUAAAAGAUUUUCAUGAUGUUUGUUUUGAUGGGGCAGGAAGCAAAACGCAACUUUUAGCUGAUUUCCGUAAGGUGGGUUUUAAGCCGAGUGAUUUAUCCAAUAUAUUGUCCAUGGCUGGAAGUAAUGCCGCUUCUAUUUUAAGAAAUUUUCAUGAAGUUUAUUUUAAUCAAGAAAAUUAUUUAAAUCACUUCUUAGCCAAGAAGGAACUUUUUACGCCAAAGGGUUUAUCCAAGAUAUUACAUGGAGUAGGAAUUAAUAUUUGCCCUAUUUUUGAAAAAUUGCAUGACCUUUGUUUUGACAAGGCAGGCAACAAAACGAAAUAUUUAAACAAUCUUAUCAAAAAUAAUCGGCAUGAGAUGUUUAAUAUAUUAUAUAAAAAAAUCAGGAAAGGUCCUUGUACUACUUUCUUCGAUGAUAUAGCACUUCAACAACAGGAUAUUGGUAGGAUAGAGGAAGACGAAAGAGAUGUAGAUGAUUCUCCUAUUCCUUUGAGUAAUGAAGAAGAGCAUAUGGGUUCAGGUAGUCAGGAUAAAAGUAGCAAAAAGCAAAAAGGUAGUCCACAAUGAAGUAAUUCUAGUUCCCAUAAGAGAAAAGUCGAAGAAAUAGAUAGUUCACAAAAGAGAUGUAACUUCAGGAAAAGGCCAAAGGCAAACACACUCAGUAUAUUCUGACGAAAAGCGAGAAGAAGUGUCUUCACGGUUAUCAGAAUUUAUGUCUAAUAACUUUCCCAACGCUUCUAUUUAAUCGGUAAGACAAGGUCUACAUUUACCUUCCUUUGAAAAACGUGGGGUUGAGAUUGAUGGUAAAUGUGUAGCAAUUACUCGUAGCUUUUCUCAAGCUUUAUUUUUGAAUGGUGAAAAAGCAUUUUUGAGUAAUUUAGAAGUUUCAGCUAAAAUUUAUGAAUACAUAGAGCAGCAUAAGCAAAUAUCUGCGAGUGAGAAAAGAAAAGUUCAUGAUUUAGAAAAUUUAAUUUAUAGUUUUGAAGAGCAGCUAAACUCUUAUGAGAAUAGUAGUCUACCUUUAAGAUUGAUUCACAACACCAAAGAAGACCGUAAAACGUUUAGUAAUUUAUCAAGUUUUAUAGCUGGAAUUAAGAGUGAUUUUGCUAUUCACUUAGUGACAAAAGGUCAUGUUGUUGCAAUAUAUAGGGUUGGUGAUAGCUAUGCUUAUUUUGAUAGCAAUGCAGCGUUUAUUUCCGGGUUAAGAAGUGUUGAUCAGCUCACGCAAGUUAUGGAAAGAGAGGUAAAGUUUGCUGGCUAUGUACUAGUGGAAAACUUUUUUUGUUGAACACUUUGAUGUCGAUAAAGCUAAUAACUUACUAUCUGAUGAAGAUAAACAAACUCUAACAAGAGAAAUCAAAACUGAGUGUCAACUUCUAGCAGAGCAAAAUAAGGAGUUUGGUCUUACUAAGAUCAAUGGUCGAGAAGUAUCCAGAGUACAGCUAUAUGACUUUGGAACUAAAAUUAAUGUGGAAAGUAGUGUACCAUUUGUAAGAGUUUAAUUAAAAUAUUAUUUGGUGCGUAUUAAA